This is a messenger RNA of Rhipicephalus sanguineus (brown dog tick), 1621 nucleotides long. RefSeq lists its product as uncharacterized. Bases 207 to 1376 code for a protein of 389 amino acids. The transcript is spliced from 3 exons. Gene Ontology annotation, molecular function: protein binding. The record is from RefSeq and is a predicted model, not a curated record. NCBI's taxonomy places the organism in Eukaryota, Metazoa, Arthropoda, Arachnida, Ixodida, Ixodidae.
CAGUUGUCCUCACCAAUCCGAUAAGAACGACCGGCCCAACCGUCCUCUUAUCGAAUGGGAGGCAUUGCUGGCAUUGCUACGAGCCGCUCGUGUUGCAGCAGUUGUGAGCGACCUGUUCGUGUGGCGCAUUCUGUCGCCUUACGAUUUUUCUCGCCGCUUCGCAUUAAGCGGUGGAUGUAACGUGCCUUGCUUUGUGCCGUUGUGCUAUGGCAUUCUGGGAGUACACGCUGACAGGCUUCGGCGAGUUCUUCGAGCAGCGGCGCGUCACUUUCGCGGAGCCCAUGCCUGCCGACCGCGUCUGCAGCAUCUGUGGUCGGAUACCGUCUAACGCCGUGGUGCUACCCUGCGCUCACGUUUCGUGUCUACAGUGCAAAGUUGAAGUGUGUGCCGCUAAACAGUGUCCCCUCGAUGGAACAGCCGUCACUGAAGAAGAGCUUGUCCCUUUUGAGACCGACGCGUGUUACUUGGAAAGGUGGCGCGUUGUAUGCAUCGUUGACGGACGGAAGUGCCCUUCAAACUUCUCCGGCAAGCUGUCCGACCUGAGAGCCCACCUGACCCGUUGCCGUGGCGGUGACGUGCACUGCACCAAGUGCUACCGACCGGUCACGCGUGAAGCGGCCGCCGAACACUACAGGCAGUGCUGUGAUUCGAACUCCAGGUGCCAUUCCGUGAGUGACGCGGUAGUGCGAGAGGCCGUCGAAGGAAUACGAGGUAUCAAAGAAGACCUCGAGAGUCUGCGGCAGAAGGCGUUGAACGAGCGCGAUAGCGAAGACGAACUUGUGAACGGAGUCAACGGGUUAGUCGAGAGACUCGCCAAUCUUGAUCGUUCACUGUCCGUGGCGCAGGAGACGGCCAGUGGCGCCCAGCGAGAAGGCAGUCAGUCAUCGCAGUCAUCUGCGCCAGGCCCUUUCCGAGCGGCGUCGAAGCCCGGCGUCUACAUCACUACGUGCAAGUUCAAGAAUGUGUAUGCCGCACGUGAUUCACUCUCGCAGACUAAGAGAGAACACGGGGUAUUGGGUGAUGAUUACACGCUGAGCGGCUAUACCUUUCGUCCUUGGUAUCAGUUUUCGUUGUCGGGGGAUGCAGGCAGUGAACAGGUGAGCGUGCUGUUCGCCAUACACUUCAAGGAUGGGGAAUGGGACGAUUACGUCGAGUGGCCAUGCUCGAAAAAAGUUGCGUUGGUCAUCACGCACCCCAGAGAUGUGACCAAGGACGUCAGGCUGCCUUUGCGUGGCGAAGCUUACGAAGUUGCGAAGAAACCGCGUCCCGGUAUGGUUAACAAAAGCUACCGGACGGAGAUGGUGUCUUGGAAUGACAUAGAAUUUCGUGGCUACAUUACGAAGGAUACCCUCUACGUCAAUGUGGAGCUUGAGUAACGUACAAUCACCAUUUUCGUUUGUCUCCUUCGUCACGCAACGUAUAGUUGACCAAAUUUACCGUGUACUCGAAUACCACCAUAGACUACCGUACUUGCGAAGCACUAUGCACUAUAGAGUUCUGUUCUAUCGGUUGUGUUAUUUCUUGCUUUUUUUUUUCCGGCCAAGCAUCGGCAUGCAAGUAACCUUUAUGGCCACUUUUCACUUGUACUGAUGCGAAGUUUGGAAGCAGUUGCGCUAUAAAA